Molecule: messenger RNA, 1527 nt
Organism: Ipomoea triloba (trilobed morning glory)
Lineage: Eukaryota; Viridiplantae; Streptophyta; Magnoliopsida; Solanales; Convolvulaceae
Product: probable protein phosphatase 2C 24
Exons: 3
Coding region: 67-1314 (415 amino acids)
Biological process (GO): protein dephosphorylation
Cellular component (GO): cytosol; nucleus
Molecular function (GO): cation binding; protein serine/threonine phosphatase activity
Source: RefSeq, a predicted model, not a curated record
ACACUACAACACCUUCAUAACUCAUAACUCAGCUCAAAGUUCGCCGGACGGAAUUAAGAACGGUGGAUGGCGGAGAUCUGCUGCGGAGUGUUGAGUGAGAAGGAGGCAUCUCAGCCGUGCGAAAAGAGUUCUCCGCCCGUCAGGAAGAGGAAAGUGGAGAUCAGGAAGAUCAAUUUCGUCACCGGAGUAACUCCGUCGUCGUCCUUGCCGGAUGCCGAGAAAGAACUCAAGUGUCCUCGGCUGGAGUUCUAUUAUGGCCCGAUUUCAGGUGUAUGUGGUGACGCUGUCGACAAUUUUGUCGGCUCCGAUGUGGAGGAGAAGGGGAAGGUGGUGGUGGUGAAGGAUUUUCCGUCAACAAUCCUCCUGGCUCCCUUCACUUCCAAUCUGUUGAUGGAGUCCGUGGCGUAUCCGAAGUUCGGCAUGGCUUCAGUUUGCGGAAGGAGGAGGAAUAUGGAAGAUGCCGUAGCAAUUCACCCUCGGUUUUGCCGCACGAAUCGUGAAAACGAGGACGAAUUGCAUUAUUUUGCAGUCUACGACGGCCAUGGAUGCUCUCACGUAGCAUUCAUGUGUAGAGAGCGGUUACACGAGCUGGUGAGGGAAGAGCUGGAGACGAAAGAAGAUAGUGAGGAGUGGAAGCACGCGAUGGAGCGAAGCUUCAAUCGAAUGGACAAGGAAGUGAUCGCAUGGAACAAAAACUUGAUGCGCGGCAGUUGCCGCUGUGAGCUCCAGACGCCGGAAUGCGAUGCCGUUGGUUCCACGGCAGUGGUCGCCGUCAUAACGCCUCUCAAAAUAAUCAUCGCCAAUUGCGGCGACUCCAGAGCCGUCCUUUGCCGGAACGGCAAGGCCAUCGCUCUCUCUAAUGAUCAUAAGCCGGAUCGUCCAGAUGAGCUGAGUAGGAUCGAAGAAGCGGGUGGGCGGGUGAUAUAUUGGGACGGUCCUCGAGUUCUGGGAGUUCUGGCGAUGUCCAGAGCGAUAGGCGAUAACUAUUUGAAGCCUUACGUAACAUGCCAGCCGGAAGUGAUGGUUAUCGACCGGACGCCAGAAGACGAGUGCUUAAUCCUGGCAAGCGACGGUCUCUGGGACGUGGUGUCCAACGACACUGCAUGCAGCGUCGCCGGGACCUGCCUUAAAGGGAAGACAACAACAACAACAACGCCUUGGAGCUGGGCGGAGAAAGAUGCCGGAGCAGAGAACUCCGACAAGGCUUGUUCAGAUGCUUCAACGUUGUUGGCUAAGCUGGCUCUGGCAAGGCGGAGCUCCGACAACGUGAGUGUGGUGGUGGUGGACUUGAACUCCGGCCGGGGCUCCAUAUGAAUAGACCCUGUCGUCUCUUUUAAGCAGCAGCGUUAGUGAAUGUUUGUAUCUCUAUAAUGAAAUUAUUGUGGUUAGGUUGUUUAGAGUUAAGCCCUAAUUAAAGCAUAACUGUGGCAAUCAAUGGAAAUGUUACCCUAUGCUCAAUGUUAACUGUAAAUAUACCAAGUAUUCGCUCCUCAAAGCGGAAAGAAAAGAAGAAUAAUUUGUCAACUA